Cuscuta campestris is the source of this 1045-nucleotide messenger RNA. The record is from the annotation of a GenBank genome assembly. NCBI's taxonomy places the organism in Eukaryota, Viridiplantae, Streptophyta, Magnoliopsida, Solanales, Convolvulaceae.
GUCACUCCGAAACACAAACGGAAGACAGUAACCCUAAUAAUCCUCUCCCAAACAGAUCUGAGUCCCUGACUACGACCCGCGAGCGUAGAGCUUCCCUCUCGUCGCCGUCAUCGCGAGUUCAUCGCCGGAAUCAUCUCCGCCGACUUAUUUCCGACCUGAACCCCAACCGCCUAUACUACGUUUGCUUUUUGAUCCCGCUCCUGCCCGAAGAAUCUCCACUCCGAACUCCGCACUUUUCUCUCCUAGCCCCAUCCUAUCUGGGGGUAUACCGACGGCGUCUGUGACCUCGUUACCGAUCGACUGCUGUCCAUUUGAACCGACAUGGCGGAUCCUGAAUUAGAAGCUAUCCGGCAAAGGAGAAUGCAGGAGCUGAUGGCUCAACGCAGUGCUGGAAACCCUGAUCAACAAAAGGCCCAAGAAGAUGCUAAAAGGGAGGCGGAUGAGGAGAGAAGGCAAUUGAUGCUCAGUCAGAUCCUUACCUCUGAAGCAAGGGAAAGAGUUGCCCGGAUUUCAUUAGUGAAGCCUGAGAAGGCCAGAGGUGUUGAAGAUAUAAUACUUAGAGCUGCUCAAAUGGGCCAGAUUGUGGAGAAGGUGUCACAAGAAAAGCUCAUUGAGUUGCUUGAGCAGAUCAACACUCAAACCACCAAACAAACAAAAGUAACCAUCCAGAGGCGUCGCUUUGAGGAUGAUGAUUAGUUCCAUUCCUCCUGCUCCCGUAUUGGGUGAUGAUUAUACAGCGCUUCAUAUUUAUGUUAAAAGAUUAAUCUUAGGUGUAAGUACUGUGUUCAAUGGCUAUAUUUGUAAUUUGUGUAGUGAGUGCUACUCUUUGGUGUGUAUUUUGAUCUUCUGCUUGUUUUCGAGUGGCGUUGUUUUAAGAGAAAAUAUAUAUGCUUCAAAACAUUUCUCUCCCUAGGCCCUUCUAUUCAAAUUCUAACCAGCCACUUUUUAUUUAAUCAAGUUUUAGAACUCGGUUAAGUUGAAGUGCAAGUUUAUUUUAGGGAUGAAAGCAAUUUUUUUAGACCAAAGGCUUAUUGCUAUGGAAAAU